Molecule: messenger RNA, 1174 nt
Organism: Brachypodium distachyon (stiff brome)
Lineage: Eukaryota; Viridiplantae; Streptophyta; Magnoliopsida; Poales; Poaceae
Product: 3-hydroxybutyryl-CoA dehydrogenase
Exons: 4
Coding region: 75-1007 (310 amino acids)
Biological process (GO): fatty acid metabolic process
Molecular function (GO): NAD+ binding; oxidoreductase activity, acting on the CH-OH group of donors, NAD or NADP as acceptor
Source: RefSeq, a predicted model, not a curated record
AAAUGGAAGCGUAGCAGCAUAGAACACGCCACGAAACCCAGAGAUAAGCGCAAGAAAUCCUGAAGAAACCAAACAUGGCGACUCAAGCGGCGGCGACUAGUGAGAUCGCGGCGGUGGGCGUGAUCGGCGCGGGCCAGAUGGGCUCGGGCAUCGCCCAGCUCGCCGCCGCCGCCGGCUGCGGCGUCCUCCUCCUCGACUCCGAUCCCGCCGCGCUCUCGCGUGCAGUCGCCUCCAUCUCCUCCUCCCUUGGCCGCCUCGUCGCCAAAGGCCAGAUCUCCCAGGCUGCGUGUGACGAUUCCAUCAAGCGGAUAAAGUGCGUCUCCGAUGUGCAAGAGCUGCAGGGUGUGGAUCUCGUGAUUGAGGCCAUCGUUGAGUCCGAAGACGUCAAGAAGAAGCUGUUCGUGGAGCUGGACAGGAUCACCAAACCCUCUGCUAUUCUUGCGUCCAACACUAGCUCCAUUUCUAUAACCCGGCUGGCCUCAGCUACCAGUCGCCCCUCUCAGGUGAUAGGCAUGCAUUUCUUUAACCCUCCUCCAAUAAUGAAGUUGCUUGAAAUCAUACGAGGAGCUGAUACAGCAGAAGAGGUUUUUUCUGCGGUCAAAUGUUUUUCGGAAAGGAUUGGGAAGACAGUCAUAUGUUCGCAAGAUUACCCUGGCUUCAUUGUAAAUCGCAUCCUAAUGCCGAUGAUUAAUGAAGCGUUUUGGGCACUUUACACAGGAGUAGCAACCAAAGAGGACAUCGAUACAGGGAUGAAGCUUGGCACGAAUCAUCCAAUGGGCCCUCUGCAGCUUGCUGAUUUCAUUGGAUUAGAUGUUUGUCUUUCGGUGCUUAGGGUACUUCACAACGGGCUAGGAGAUAACAAGUACAGCCCGUGCCCUCUUCUUGUUCAAUAUGUCGACGCCGGUCGACUUGGAAAGAAGCGUGGACAAGGUGUAUACUCAUAUGGGAGAGGCGUUUACUCAUAUGGGGGAAGCUCUCCAUCUGUUAAGCCAAAGUCAUCUCUGUGAACAUACCCAACGAGAUGAAGUUGUGUAUGUACCUUGUACUGUAUGUAUAAACAGGUCCAAAAUACUCUGUGCACUCAUCACCGCAAUAACAGGCUCGAACAGGCUUUGCUUUGUAGGAUUAUUAAAGAAGCUAUAUAAAAAGAGCAGCCUUCAGGGGCUCAAGCAGA